Drosophila bipectinata is the source of this 1644-nucleotide messenger RNA. RefSeq names its product alpha-Mannosidase class I c (gene alpha-Man-Ic). NCBI's taxonomy places the organism in Eukaryota, Metazoa, Arthropoda, Insecta, Diptera, Drosophilidae. Gene Ontology annotation, biological process: mannose trimming involved in glycoprotein ERAD pathway; carbohydrate metabolic process. Gene Ontology annotation, molecular function: calcium ion binding; mannosyl-oligosaccharide 1,2-alpha-mannosidase activity. The record is from RefSeq and is a predicted model, not a curated record. Gene Ontology annotation, cellular component: Golgi membrane; endoplasmic reticulum.
GAAAGCUAACUGCGGAAUGCAUUUUUUUCGUUUAUAUUUCCGACGGGUUCAAUAUAAGUGGCAUACGUCCAAUAUGGCCACUAAAAUCCGAUUUAUUGCAAGUGUUUGUUUGACGAUUUAUAUAAUAGCACACGUUUCUCUAUUGUGCAGAGAAAGCCUCACAAAGGAUAGCAUCGAUCCAUCAAAUCAAGACGAUAUAGGAGAUGAAAAUCCUGCUGUGACGCGAAAGAGGAUCAAGAGUAUGAUGUUGCAUGCGUGGGACAAUUAUGCCCGCCUUACUUGGGGCGCCAAUGAACUUCGUCCAAUGUCAGCACGCCCCUAUCUUGGAGGCGAUUUCGGCGUCCAUCGUCUCGGAGCAACAAUCAUAGAAAGUAUGGACACGUUGCACAUAAUGGGGUUUCACAAAGAAUUAAAUCGUUCACGUGAUUGGAUCAAACACAAGUUUACUUUGGAUCGAGUAGAUGACUCUCUGUCGAUUUAUGAAUUAACCUCCAGAUUGCUAGCACCCAUGCUAACCCUUUAUUCCCUUACUGGAGACGAUCUCUACAAGAACAAGGCAAUUUAUAUUGCAAACAAAAUACUGCCAGCCUUCGAUACUCCCACAGGAAUCCCCUGGCGCCGAGUGGUUCCCAAAGAAGGUAGUACACUAAACAAAUACCUGGACGAUUGGGCCCUACUUGGCGAGUAUGGAGCACUGCACCUGGAGUUCUUUUACCUCAGCGAAAUCACAGGUUCAUCCAUUUACAAGGACCGAGUGGAAGGGAUUCGGAGCGUUCUGUCGAAUUUGACAAAAACUAAUGGCCUGUACCCGAAUUCAGUCAAUAUAAAAACUGGCCAAUGGGGACGAUCCGACUUUUCAAUGCAUAGAUAUUACGAUUAUCUGCUAAAAUCUUGGAUUCAAUCGGCCAGAGCCGAUCCUAAAACCUUGACAAUGUUUCAAGAUGCCAUGCUGGCUGUAGUGCAAAAUAUGGUGAUAAUAACUCCAGAUGAAGUAACCUACGUGUCUGAGCUAAAAAGCGGAAACCAUACCCAUCGAAUGACUCAGAUGGCUUGCUUCUCUGGAGGUCUUUUUGUCCAAGGAGCUAUAGAAACCCUAAUGAAGCACUGGGAGAAAUACAUGCUGAUUGGUAUAGGCAUUGUAGAUUCCUGUUAUCAUAGUUUUUCGGCAACACCUACUCACUUUGGACCGGAAGUAAUGGGGUUUUCAGAAGAAGCUCAGAAGGAUAUAGUAGCUCACCAGCUGGGUUUCUACAAUCUUAGACCGGAAGUGGCAGAGAGUUAUUUGUUACUUUACCGACUAACCCGUGAUGACAAAUAUCGGACCUGGGGACUUGAGAUAGUUAGAGCUUUGGAGAAAUAUUGUCGAACACCUGGAGGUUACAAUGGCAUUAUGAAUGUCUUCGACUCCUCUUCGGAAACAGAUGAUGUCCAAAGGAGUUUCUUUUUGGGGGCCACUCUCAAGUAUUUAUAUCUGCUGUUCUCCGGCGAUCAUGUAAUUCCUUUGCAUCAAUGGGUCUUCAACAGUAGGGGACACUUUUUACCCAUAAAGGGAAUGAAUGAUUUGUAUCGCGAAUACAAUUUUAAGUCAAUGAAUAAUGAUACACCUUGAUAAGACUGUAAGUUAUUAAACUAAAGAGUAUUCAA